Molecule: messenger RNA, 4658 nt
Organism: Salvelinus fontinalis (brook trout)
Lineage: Eukaryota; Metazoa; Chordata; Actinopteri; Salmoniformes; Salmonidae
Product: solute carrier family 26 member 6-like
Exons: 19
Coding region: 339-2690 (783 amino acids)
Biological process (GO): transmembrane transport
Cellular component (GO): membrane
Molecular function (GO): secondary active sulfate transmembrane transporter activity; bicarbonate transmembrane transporter activity; chloride transmembrane transporter activity
Source: RefSeq, a predicted model, not a curated record
CCGAAUCAGUCAGCUAAGUCUCUGUUAGAACCAGAAUACCAGGGAUUGUCCUGCACCCAGAUAUGAAGAAGGUUCCGACUGAGAUACAAACAAAGACACAGCCAGGAGUACACUCAGACUAGCUAGGAACAUAGAGUAGCUUCUUGUUUUUUGUACCUCUUAUCAGGGCGUUUGACAGUUUGUUGAUAAUUGUGAGACCUUUGUUGUUUUGGAACAAGAGGUUUCUCUUCUGCACAUUGUUUCAGACUAGAAGGACAGACAAAGAGACAUAGACAGAAAGAAAAGAGAGAGACACACAAAGCAAUAAACACACAGACAUUCAGUGUUGGAAGACAGCCAUGGGAGUUGAGGAGCAGAGGGCUGGGGAGUUUUACGUGGAGAGGGAUGUUAUGAAUGAGCUUUGCUUGGACAAGUUGGCCAGAAGACGGACUCACUCCACCAGACCUCCCCUGAAGGAGCGGGUGAAAGAUUCCCUCAGGUGUUCAGUGCCCAAGCUGAAGCGUUCUGUGCUGAGCUUUGUACCUAUCCUGUCAUGGCUGCCUCGUUACUCAUUGAGACAAGACGCACUGGGAGACCUCAUAUCUGGCAUAAGCGUUGGCAUCAUGCACCUGCCUAUGGGUUUGGCCUAUGCUCUCCUGGCCUCUGUGCCCCCAGUGUAUGGCCUCUACACUUCCUUCUACCCUGUACUCAUGUACUGCAUCUUUGGCACCUCCAAACACAUCUCCGUAGGCACAUUUGCUGUGACCAGCAUCAUGAUAGGCACCACAACAGAGAGGCUGGCCCCAAACAGUAACUUCAUGACCCUAAAUGGAACCAAUGGGACUGCAGUUCUAGAUGUAGUAGCCCGCGAUGCCCUCAGAGUACAGAUAGCAGCCAGCACCACUUUACUGAGUGGGAUCUUUCUGUUUCUGCUGGGAAUGAUUCGGUUUGGUUUUGUGGUGACGUUCCUGUCCGAUCCCCUGGUACGUGGUUACAUGACAGGAGCAGGUAUACAGGUAGUACUUUCCCAACUCGCAAGCCUCUUUGGGAUCCGCACUGCACGCUUCUCCGGACCGCUGUCUCAGGUCUAUCUCCUAAUAGAUAUCUGUAGACAUCUGCCAGAGACUAACGUUGCGGCCGUGGUGGUAACUCUAGUGGCCUUGGCGGUCCUCAUAACGGUCAAAGAACUCAACAUUUACUAUGAGAAGAAAAUGCCUGUGCCUGUUCCUAUAGAACUCAUAACGAUCAUAGGAGCAACACUUAUCUCUUACUACUGCAAACUGCGCAGCCAAUACAAAGUGGCCGUCAUCGGACAGAUCCCCAAAGGACUACAGCCUCCCAGUUCACCUGACAUUAGUCUGUGGGGUUCGAUAGUUGGUGAUGCAUUCGCAGUUGGCAUAGUGGGAUAUGCCGUUAACAUCUCCUUGGGCAAAAUCUUCGGCCAAAAACACGGCUACACUGUGGACAGCAACCAGGAGAUGGUGGCUAUUGGUCUCAGUAACAUAGUGGGAGGAUUCUUUCAAUGCCACGUUGUUGCUGCUUCUCCACCCCGUACCCUCCUCCAGGAUAGCACUGGGGGCAAGACACAGGUUGUGGGGCUGAUUUCUUCAGUGCUUGUGCUAAUCUUCAUUCUGCAACUGGGGACACUGUUUGAGGAGCUACCCAAGGCUGUCCUGGCCUGUAUAGUGCUUGUGAACCUGAGAGGCCUUUUUAUGCAAUUUAAAGACAUUCCUGAACUCUGGAAGAGCAGUAAGGUCGACCUGCUGGUGUGGUUGGUAACUUUUGUGUGUACUAUCUUGCUGAACCUGGACCUCGGCCUGGCUGCAUCCAUCGGCUUCGCUAUGCUCACUGUCAUCUUCAGAACACAACUGCCGCGGUACUCUAUCCUGGGGCAUGUUCCUGGGACUGAGCUCUACCUGGAUACAGACACAUAUGAGGAGGCAAAAGAGAUACCAGGUAUCACUAUAUUCCGUUCCUCCACCACAAUGUACUAUACCAACGCUCAGCUAUACCUGGAUGCACUGCAGGAGAAGAGUGGAAUUGACGUUGGAAUGCUGCUGAUGAAGAAGAAGAAAAGAGACACUGAAGAAAAGAGGAAAGACAAGAAAGAAAAAAACAAAGCUAAAAAAGAGGCAAAAAAGAAUGGUGUGAAUGGAUGCCUACCCAACAAUACAGUCCAUCCAGAGGACAAGGGGGAUGAAGAGAAAGGUUCUCCAGACCUGAAAUUGAACCAGACGGCCAUUGCCCUAGUUGACCGACCCAUCAACGGACAGGUGAACUGGGCCUUUGAGCAGCAAGGUAACGGGUUCGACCAGGACUCUAAAACUGGUAUUCAUGGCGAUGAUCACAUAACCCAGACGUCCAGUACCGAAGAAGAAGGAGAGAUGGGGAGGACCUCCGUCAACAACACACACACCAUCAUCCUGGACCUAUCCACAACCAACUUUGCUGACACGGCCACUGUGAAGACGCUGAAAAACAUAUUCCUAAACUACAGAAAGAUCGACAUUGACAUUUUUUUAACUGGAUGCCAAGUCUGUGUGGUGGAGCAGUUAUCGAGUGCAGGCUUCUUCUCUGAGUCCAUCCCUAAGAGCUGUGUGUUCACUACGAUCCACGACGCGGUGCUACACAGCCUCCGACUGCAUGGGGCCUCAGACGUACCCAUCAUCUAUGAGUAUGCUCUGGACCUGACCUGCACUACCAAGAUGUAACCAACAGAGGUCACUUUGCUCCUCUUCCACUCCACCUCCCUUCCACUCCGCCUUCCUCCUUCUCCUCCUCUCGUCACACCGCCUUCCGCUGCCUGGUUUCCCAUUGGUUCCCCUCAACUCUUCCCUCUCUGUGAAAGAGAAUGCACCACCACUGUGUGUGUGUGUGUAUGUGUGUGUGUGUGUGUGUGUGUGUGUGUGUGUGUGUGUGUGUGUGUGUGUGUGUGUGUGUGUGUGUGUGUGUGUGUGUGUGUGUGUGUGUGUGUGUGUGUGUAGCCGGUUGGCCCAAGGCAGUUCCUCGUUCAUGUAAUGUUUAAUAACUGAACACAAAAUACUUCCCCGAAAUAAAACUAUAAUACUCCCCAAAUUAUUUGUCAGCCACCUGAGAUGUGUAGUCUAGUUAGCAGUUCUCUUCACUUCCCCCAUAAUCAUCUCCCUCAUCAUAUUUAAUCCAUUCCUCCUGGGGCCAGUGUGACCCAGACAGUAGUAUGUCCUGUACCUCAGGGGCCUUCUCCGAAAUAUAUACACGUAUACACACACAGUACCAGUCACAAGUUUGGACACACCUACUCAUUCAAGGCUUUUUCUUAAUUUUUACUAUUUUCUACAUUGUAGAAUAAUAGGUAAGACAUCAAAACUAUGAAAUAACAUAUAGGGAAUCAUGUAGUAACCAAAAAAAUGUUAAACAAAUCAAAAUAUAUUUUACAUUUGAAUUUCUUCAAAGUAGCCACCCUUUGCCUUGAUGGCACACUCUUGGCAUUCUUUCAACCAGCUUCAUGAGGUAGUCACCUGGAAUGCAUUUUAAUUAACAGUUGUGCCUUGAUAAAAGUUAAUUAAUUUAUUUCAUUCUUCAUACAUUUGAUCCAAUCAGUUGUGUUGUAAAAAAUAAAGAAAAACCCUUGAAUGAGUAAGUGUGUCCAAACUUUAGACUGGUACUGUAUAUAUAAAUAUAACACCCUUGCCUUUCAUGAACUAACACUCACACUUGCCUUUUUCCCCCUUCUAGCACUGACUUUUCUGAUGGAUGAGGAUGGAUGAUUGAGAAAAAAUGUACUUACUAUGACUGAGAUAUGUGGUUGUCCCACCUAGCUAUCUUAAGAUGAAUGCACUAACGGUCAGUUGCUCUGUAAUAGAGUGUCUGCUGAAUGACAAAAAUGUUAAUGUAAAUUACAAUUGCUUUAAUAUAAUUAGCUCUAGCUAAGUCCUCUGUCUCUCAUAGGCUAGGGUGACAUGGUUUCAUUGCCAAGGGGAAAAAAUACAAUGGGUUAUUUCUUAAGCCUCACUGCUGAUAAUGUAAUCAUAAUGAUCAUAAUCAUAAUCAUAAUAAUUUCCUAAAACAGAAACAUGUUCAAUAUCCACUGAGUGAGUAUGAGUAGCAGCUACUCACUCUAUUAUCCAAAGGUGUUUGUAUCAUAUCACUGACAACUUUCACAUUUUAGUUAAUUAUCAACUACUUACUACAUGUUAGCUACUUUGCAACAACAUAGCAUCCUUCCCCUAAACCCUAAACCCUAAACCCUAACCCCUAGCCUAGCUAACGUUAUCCACCUAGCUAACGUUAUCCACCUAGCUAACGUUAUCCACCUAGCUAACGUAAGCCACAGCAAAUUGGAAUUCUUAACAUAUACAGUCCAGGUUGGCAUCACAGCCUUGACCCACAUCUAUACAUCAUAUAUUUCAUGGUCAAAUCAAUGCCAAAGGGAGUAUAGUUCUCCCCUAGUUUGAACACUGUUAUAGAGCUAAUCUCGUUGUAUCUUUCUGUAUUUUUCUAAAGAGGAUGUGAAUAAUUCAUGUUAAUGUGCAUUUUGAACAUUUUACCUAAAUUGUUCAUUUCCUGAUCUAAGUUAAUCUACUUUGAAUACAUUGAAUACGAUUUGUAAUUUUCUAGCAUUGAUCGAACACACUCCAGUAUCUUAAAGUAAAAAUUCUUGUUUCUGAGUACAUGGCUAAAUAAAAUCAGCAGAUCUAUUG